Molecule: messenger RNA, 3054 nt
Organism: Chaetomium globosum CBS 148.51
Lineage: Eukaryota; Fungi; Ascomycota; Sordariomycetes; Sordariales; Chaetomiaceae
Exons: 5
Coding region: 1-3054 (1017 amino acids)
Molecular function (GO): protein binding
Source: RefSeq, a predicted model, not a curated record
AUGUCGUGUUACGUACCAAAUGGUUGCUCGGGGUGCUGUUUCGGGACGAAAGCCGAGUGGCAGAAAAGUGGCUUGCAGGAGUUCUUGAGUCGAGGACAGCCGAGGAUGGCCUGGGAGUGGCAAGAAGGUACCAUCGAGAGGCCGAUCCAGCUUGGCAUCUGUCGGCUGCCGGCAACAACUGUCUCCACAAACCCACAACUCUGGAUUCUUGGAAGCAGCAGAGGACUCCUAAAAAUGCACAAGGUGAUCGGGAUGAUCCGAGAUGAUGGAGAAGAUGGGACAAUCGGCGCUGAUCCGACUGCCCACAAAACAAAAGAAGAACAAAAAUCCCCGAAUAGCGUUGCAACUUGUUCGACUGCUGGGGGAUUAUGCGGGUCAUUCCGUCUCCAAAACGUGAACCGCAGUGGUGAGAACCAGAAGAUGCUGCUCUUGCCGAGAGUCGGCCCAAGCCGAAAGGGGAACUGGAAGGGGAAGAAGCCGCACAACGGACCAAUGCAAGAGAUCCGGUGCGUUGCGCUCAGGCGAUGUGGGGCGCAGCAAUGCAAUUUGGUGUUUAUCAUUGGACAGUCUGCGCAGAGGCCCCCGUCGAGAGAUCCAUCGGGCAGCUGGCAGGACCCUGUAACACCGUCGCAACGGCCGCCCGCCCGGACCGUCACAAGACGGGAGGGGAGGAGGAAAACUCCAAGCCCGCCGGGGCAGCAGCAGCAGGGCUUGUUCAUCCUUUUUGCAUGGAAAUUACGACCCAGGGUCUGGGGAUUGCUUCCGGGCAGUGCUGUUUCACCGCCUGCUCCCCGGCGGGGGAGACGCGAGAAGCCAUGGCCGCCCGGCAAGCAGAAGAAAUUGCUGCGUCUUUAUGUCUGCACACAGAGCGAACGCUUGCCCCUUGUCCGCAUCCUUGAACGCCUCAAAGAUGGUUCGUUUGAUCCAAGGCAGCGCAACUCGCACAAGCACCUCAAGAACCUCCUCCCGGACCGCAGGAUCGAUGAUUGGAGGCCCCGCGAUCUCGCGACCAUGUUGGUGCGCGUGCGCUUCUUAAGAUCGCUGAGGGCGGAGCGGAGGAUUAAAAACCGGAAAGUCCGUCGGCGGCGCGAGACACAACCGCGGAAUCCGUUCGGGUACGAUUUGCUCGACGUGCCGGGGACUCGCAUGUCCAUCGAUCAACCCCACGUCGAGCAGCAGCCUGUAUUAUACGCCCACAGCCCGAGCACCGAUAGCCCGUCUACGGUCAAACAAUCCUCGUCCGCCGGGUCAACGCCGCAGGCUAUCAGCACCGGCUGUUCCGACACCUACCUCCGGGACAAGUCACCCUCCCGAGCAUCCUCGACGACCCCUUCAACAAAGUCUGCCAAGCGUAGGUCAUGGGCCUCGGUUCUCUCCAGUAUCUCAUCUGGGAUCUCCAGCUUAGCACGCUCCUCUUCCUCGGCGUCCUCGAAGGGCGCGAAUGUGAACGCAUCCGGCGCCAACACGGCGCUGAGUAAGAUGACGCGUGAGGAGUUUUUGACCAUGCUCCAAGAGAAGCCACGGAAGCCGACCAAGGGGAACGGUACGCCGGCCAUAGGUGGCUUGUUCAAGUCCAAGUAUUCGACUGUCAACCCCACCACCGAGGACCUCAACGCCGCGCUGGUCCGGAUGUGUUGCGCAGCUCAUGUUGGCCGUGGCCCGCCCGGGUGUGUCCAUGAACGGUUGUCCAAGGCGAUCGACGCCCAAAAGACGGACGGUCAUGACUUUACCCACUUCCGCGUUACGGAAGAGGAAGCUAACAUGGUGGACAAGUAUGGGAACUCGCUGCUCCAUGUGGCGGCGAGGUGGGGUGCCCGCGUCUCCAUCCUGCUCAUGAUCCUCAAGCGCACCGACGAGGUCCAACUCGUCAACCACCGCGGUGAGACGUUCCUCCACGUCUUUGACCCGCCCGAGAACCCGCACAUGCGGCCGGUAUCUUUUCUCAACCUUAUCCGAACCCUGCGGUCACGCGGCUUCGAUUUCUGUCACCGGGACGUGGAUAAGCACACGUUCCUGCACCAUUUCGUCGCCAAGAAGGAGUUCCCCAUUGAGACUUUGUACUACGUGUUCAGGGAAGUUGGUUAUGGCGCCGCCCGGUUUCUCGUCGCGAACAAGUCAGCCAACGGCGAGCGGCUAUGGCACAGCAUCCGGCGGAACUUGGAAAAGUCCGCACCAAAACUCCACCGCAUCUUUGGCGAUGAAGUCGAGUUCAUCCGCCGCUACCUUCCCGAGUUCUCCCCCGAGGGUAAAGCCCCUUCAACCGCUGAUACGUCUACUAUCGGCUCCGAUAGCUCCAUCUCGAUCCACCCGACCGAAGUUCCGAUCCUUAGCCUCGGCACUGCGGACCCUAACGACAGCAACGCCCAAAGUGUCCGCCGCACGCCCGUCAUGAAACUCCUCCGGCGUGCUGCCGCGGGUAGGGCGGGGCUGUCGGAUGCCGAACUAACGGCCAAGCUGGAAACCAUCUUCGACGCUGCCGCCAAAGUGACCGACUUCGACAUGCAGGGCUACCUCGGGAAGCGUGACACCGAGGGAAACACGGCGCUCCACUACGCAUCCGAGUUCGGACUUGUCCCGGCUGUGCAAUAUCUUUGCGCCAAGGGGGCGUCGGUUAACGUGUUCAACAACUGCGGCAACACACCGCUGCAGCUGGUAAAAUUCGCCAUCCAGCGGACCGACGUCCGCUCCGACAUCCACAUGGAGGCCCGGUACCUGCGGUGCGCAGUCCUGCUGCUGGAGCAGGGCGCCUUCGACCAGAGCAAGCUGGUCAGCGAGCGCUCCGUCAUCUUCCCCUACGACGUGUUUGACGGCAGCGAGCGCUCCAUCAACAACCUGGUCAGCCAAGGCGUGGCCAGCCAGUGCCGCGGGUUGCACUUGCUAACCUCAUCCGUGCGGCACCACAGCCCUGGAUAUCUCGAAGGGCUGGAGAGCGAGUACUGCUCGCACGGCCAUCAUCAUGGGCAUCUCGGGUAUGAUGAGGCGGGCGGCAGCGGGAUGGGCAUGUCGUUGACGUUCCAGACGUCAGUCCUGACUUCGCAAGAGGCAGCUUCUUGA